AUGAAGUCGGCUUCAGCCAUCUUGGCGGUCUUGGCGGCCGUUGCCAAUUUGACUUCCGCUCAGACCGUGAGCGGAAAGGCAGAGGGCUUCGCGGCCGGAGUUACCGGCGGUGGAAGCCUUGCCGCCGUCACGCCCAAGGACAUCGAUGAGCUGACAAAGUACCUCACCGACGACGAGCCCCGUGUCAUUGCUCUUUCUCAAGAGUAUGAUUUUACCGAGUCCGAGGGCACGGAGACCGGCACGGCAUGCGCCAGCUGGGGCACCGGCUCCGCUUGCCAGAGAAUCAUCCAGGACGACUGCGGCAGCUCUACUAAGGAGACGGGCACUUGGUACAAGGCCGCCCGUACGCCUAUCGAUGUUGGGUCUAACAAGACUAUCAUCGGUGUCGGUAACAAGGGUGUCAUCAAGGGCAAGGGCUUGAGGAUGCAGGGCAGCAACGUCAUUAUCCAAAACAUUGAGAUUACCGAUCUGAACCACAAGUACGUCUGGGGCGGUGAUGCUCUGUCUUUCGCCGGCGCUGACCUUGUCUGGGUCGACCACGUCACGACUACCCGUCCCGGCCGCCAGCACUACGUGUUCGGCUUCACUGCUAGCAAGCGCAUCACCCUGUCCAACAACUUCAUCAACGGAAACUCGACCUACUCCACCGGCUGCGAUGGAUACCACUACUGGACUUUCGAGAUGGUUGGCAAGGACGAUCAGAUCACCAUGAAGAACAACUACGUGUACAUGACUGCCGGCCGUGGUCCCGCUCUGAGCGGUUCCACCCUGCUUCACGCCGUGAACAACGUCUGGGAGGACACCAAGGGACACGCCAUUGAGGGUGGUGAGGCCACCGCUCGUGGUAUCUUUGAGGGUAACGCCUUCAUCAACGUCAAGCAGCUCGUUUCCGACUACCAGGGCAAGCUCUUCACCGCUCCUGAUGCGACCACCGCUGCCGAGUGCAAGACUGCCCUGGGCAGAGCCUGUGAAGUCAACGUCUUCGAGGACACCACCGACGCGUUCAAGUACACCGACACUUCGUUCUUCAGCGACUUUGAUGGUCUCACCAUUGCCAGCGCCGCAGCUGGUAGCGCGAUCAAGGCCAGUGUCCCCAGCAACGCCGGCAUUGGCAAGCUCAGCUCUUCCUCAUCUUCCUCCGAUGCUACAACUGAGACUGCUGCCGAGACCGCCGAUUCCGUCGAGGCUACUCCCUCGUCCGCUCCUGUUGCGUCUACCUCUGCUGCGCCCAAGGCCUCCCAGGCUGCGACCUCUGGAUCUGUUGCCCUCUACGGCCAGUGCGGCGGACAGGGCUACUCCGGGGCCACUACCUGCGCCUCCGGCAAGUGCCAGCUUGUCAACGACUGGUAUUCUCAGUGCGUCUAAGUUGAUGGAAGAAAGUCAGCCAGAUACAGCCCUAAAAGCGAGAAAGGGAGUAGGUGUGCACAUGAUCACGGGUAACGGCAUCAUGUGGCAAUAACCACC
Colletotrichum scovillei is the source of this 1464-nucleotide messenger RNA. RefSeq names its product pectin lyase. Gene Ontology annotation, molecular function: pectate lyase activity; cellulose binding. The record is from RefSeq and is a predicted model, not a curated record. Lineage: Eukaryota; Fungi; Ascomycota; Sordariomycetes; Glomerellales; Glomerellaceae. The coding region runs from base 1 to 1365 and encodes 454 amino acids. The transcript has 2 exons. Gene Ontology annotation, cellular component: extracellular region. Gene Ontology annotation, biological process: carbohydrate metabolic process.